AAACUCAAAAUAAUCAGCUGUCAAACUGGUCAGUAAAGUUUCCUUUUAGUAAAAUCGAGAGGGAGGGUGUCUUUUCAAUUAAUAUUCAAACUUGUCCUCUCUAUGAAUUUGCCAGCGGUGUCCAAAAUUAAGCGCACCGCACCGAAAUCCCCGUUCAUCGAUGGCUGGUGAGGUGAGUUACAAGAAAAAAGGGAAACUAUCGCGCCAGGAGUCCAAUAGGUCCGUCAAAGACUCGGAAAUCGAGGUUGAUAAUCGUCUCGGUGUAGGCGGUAGCAGUAAUCAAACACAAAAUAAGUCCCGAACGGGCAGUAGGGUUUAUAAAAUCGUUGUUUUGGGUGAUGGUGGGGUUGGAAAGUCUGCUGUUACCCUGCAGUUUGUAAGCCACAGUUUCUUAGACUACCAUGACCCAACCAUCGAAGACUCAUAUCAACAACAGGCAGUUAUCGAUGGCGAGCCUGCACUCUUGGACAUUCUGGAUACAGCUGGACAGGUUGAAUUCACCGCCAUGAGAGACCAAUACAUGAGAUGCGGCGAGGGAUUUAUGAUCUGCUACAGUGUUACCGACCGACACAGUUUCCAAGAGGCAACCGAGUACAGGAAACUUAUUCAGAAAGUGAGGGCCUCGGAAGACACCCCCAUGGUGCUGGUGGGCAAUAAGUUUGAUCUUCAUAUGCAACGCAAAGUUUCCACUGAAGAAGGAAAAUCACUAGCACAUCAAUUCGGUUGUCCAUUUUACGAGACGUCCGCUUGCCUGAGGACGUACGUGGACGACGCGUUUCACACUCUAGUCCGGGAAAUCCGGACGAAAGAACGUCAGAGACUCGGUUUGCCCGGAAACGAGCGGAAAUUACGCAGGCACAGUAAAUGGUGGCGCUUAAGGAGUAUUUUCGCGUUGGUUUUUAAGAGGAAACGACAGACGAGUGUCACUUCUUAAAUAAUGUGAAGGUUAGUCUUGGUUUUUUUUUAAGUUAAAGUGGUCGUUUUUGCAUAACAUUUUGGGUCGGAAAUGUAUUUUGUACUGUAUCAUUCUGUGCACAUUUCAGUUUUUGAAUCAAUUUUCUAUCUGUAAUAAGAAAAAAGUUAUUCAAAAUUUUGAAGUUCAUCUGAGACAUAAAAUGGUAAAAAUCACAAAUUUCGAUUUUUCUCAAAUACCAUUGAUUUCUUAAACUUUUUUGUAGUAACAUAAAAUAUACGAAAUCACUCGGUGCACAUUUCAAUCCU
Molecule: messenger RNA, 1221 nt
Organism: Anthonomus grandis grandis
Lineage: Eukaryota; Metazoa; Arthropoda; Insecta; Coleoptera; Curculionidae
Gene: Ric
Product: GTP-binding protein Rit1
Exons: 5
Coding region: 161-934 (257 amino acids)
Biological process (GO): Ras protein signal transduction
Cellular component (GO): plasma membrane
Molecular function (GO): calmodulin binding; GTPase activity; GDP binding
Source: RefSeq, a predicted model, not a curated record